Messenger RNA from Drosophila hydei, 720 nucleotides. It is a transcript of the gene COX5BL, whose product is annotated as cytochrome c oxidase subunit 5B, mitochondrial. The record is from RefSeq and is a predicted model, not a curated record. Gene Ontology annotation, biological process: mitochondrial electron transport, cytochrome c to oxygen. The transcript is spliced from 2 exons. NCBI's taxonomy places the organism in Eukaryota, Metazoa, Arthropoda, Insecta, Diptera, Drosophilidae. The coding region runs from base 151 to 645 and encodes 164 amino acids. Gene Ontology annotation, cellular component: mitochondrial envelope.
UAACUUCGCAAGGGAAGCGAAUGUUACAUUGAGCUACAAGCGUAUAUACAUAUUUAUUUUCAUAAAAAGUAAAAAAAAUUAUAAAUACACACACUUAUAUAAAUAUAUAUAUGUGCAUUAUAUAUAGAUAAAUCUGUAUACAAGGUUAGAAUGUCGUCUUUCAUCUCGCGCCUUCUGAAAUCGCCGUUCGCAUCGAAGCGUCUCGUAUCGCAGCUCACGAGGCCCGGCGAAGGGAAGCUGGGCACAAUGCUCCGUGUGCUUGGCUGGCAGCGCAUGCUGGGAGCCCUUGGGAUCAAGGAAUUCGGAGGCGGAUCAGUAGGCGUGGUGAAUCGCGGCAUUUCGACCACGCCGGUAUGUAACAAGCAGCUAACGGAUGACAUGGAGCUGGCCACGGGCAUCUUUAAGCGUGAAUUGAUGCUGCGUCGAGCAGGCUGCCUCGAUCCGUGGGCUAUGAAGAAACCCAUGAAACGAGGUGCCGGCAGAGAGAACGAUCCCACGGAGGUGCCAUCCGCCUUCGAUGGCCGUCUCGUCGGCUGCCUCUGUCUCGGAGAUCGCGGUGCGAAGUGGAUGUGGCUAGAGAAGGGCGCACCCAAGCGCUGCGAGUGCGGACAUUAUUUUGUCCUCAAGAAUGUGCCUGCUGUUUGAAACUUGAUUGCAAAUAACUUAAAUGGGGCGCUGUAUCUACUUACACACUUGAAUAGAUGCUCAUUUCUGCACACA